This is a messenger RNA of Aspergillus fischeri NRRL 181, 1440 nucleotides long. Its product is annotated as wax synthase family protein. The record is from RefSeq and is a predicted model, not a curated record. The transcript has a single exon. The coding region runs from base 1 to 1440 and encodes 479 amino acids. NCBI's taxonomy places the organism in Eukaryota, Fungi, Ascomycota, Eurotiomycetes, Eurotiales, Aspergillaceae.
AUGUCAAUAUCGGCAGUUCCAUACAGGGAAUUCCUUCGUCAGAAAGAAGCUGAGUUCUUUUCUUUGAUUGAUCAAGGAGUCAUUUCCCCAUGGCUGUUCCCGCAUGAUUUUCUCGUGCUGAUCAUUCCCGUUUUGGUGCUGCUGAUACCCAACAAAGGCCAGUCAUGGGUGGUCGUUGUCAGACGGACAGCAUUCGGACUCGUAUGCUCCCUUGCAAUCAAUAACCUGCUGCACACGCGAUGUCUCACCGGUGGAGGCACUGUCAUCGGCUUUUACUACGUCUUUGUAGUUAUCUGGAAUGCCAUAUUCCUCCUCUUCAAGGACAUCCAGAACGAGUGUUCCCGAAUUGAGCGACCGUCAAAUGGGACCCUCUAUUGGCAAGGCUAUCCACACUCGAUAUGCCACCGACUAAGCUGGCUUCUGGAUAUGUUCGGCAGUCUGCGUGGUGCAGGCUGGAACUGGAGGAUUCCUGGUCUACCUCCGCUUCCAAAGAUCAGUUCCAAGGAUGAGCUGACAUCUACGGACGGUAAGGAGUUACCUCAGGAGGCGCCAUCGUCGACUCUUCUUCGGUCCUCUAUCAUGAGGACAGCUCGCUACUACCUGGUGAUGGAUAUCUUGAAAGUCCUCACCAUGGUGGACCCCUAUUUCUGGGGACUCAUCGAUGCCGCUCCUCUCUACCCCCUCGACAAAAUAUACCACUUUUCACCGGCCCUCUUACGGCUCUUCCGCGCAGUCGUAACAGUUGUCUGGAUCCGCACGAGCAUGGCCUUUAUAGCCUCCACGGUGCCUCUCAUCAUCAGUCUGGCUGUCACUGUCUGUCCGGGUCUUGUCAAAUGGAGCCGUGUACCCCUCGACGCACCGUGGUUAUAUCCUCCUCUGUUCAAUAGCUUUUGGGAUUUCAAACCAGUCUUCGACUAUGGUCUGGACGGCUGGUGGGGAAGGCGUUGGCAUCAGGCUUACCGAUAUGCCUUCUCAGAGACAGCGCGUUAUGUUGUCCCCAACUUCGAAAAUAAAGAUAUGACCAGAUUUCUGAGACAUUCCGUCGCGUUUCUAUUGAGUGGACUGGUUCAUUUCUGCGCUGUUCAUUCGCAUUUUGUCGCCCCGGACUCUGUAUAUUUUGGAGCUCUACUCUUUUUUAUGCUUCAGCCGCUGGGGAUGCUCAUCCAGAGAAAAUUACGGGGGAUAUUAUUCUCGGAAGGAAGUACUUUCUGGAGAGCAUUCAACAUCAUCUCGACAUAUGCGUGGUUAUAUCUCGUUAUCGGACCUUUCUGCGAUGAACUGGCUGCCGCUGGGACAUGGUUGUAUGAUGAGGCAUGUCCAAUCAGUAUUAUUCGGGGAUUGGGCUUGAUUGAGGGUGAAGGCUGGUUUGUGGGAACGAGAAGUUAUGUUCGAUUGUGGACGGGAGAGAAGUGGUGGCAGACUGGCAUUCAGAUUCUUUGA